AUGCAUCGCGAAGAUGUAUUCUCUUCGUCCACACAGGGCCCGAACAUGAAGAAGACAUUGCUGUUAGUGUUUAUCCACGGCUUCAAGGGAGACGAUGAUACGUUUGCCAAUUUCCCAGAUAGUCUGCGGUCUCUAGUUGCCCGCGCGCUUCCCACGGUUCAGGUCGCCACCGCGGUAUAUCCCAAGUAUGAGACUCGCGGGGUUCUCAAGGAAUGCGUGGGAAGGUUUCGGGAAUGGCUUCAAAAUCAGGUCAUCGACUUAGAAGUUGCAAACCGAACCGCCUCGCCUACCGUUGAUCCCUCCGUGCAUGUCUUUCUAGUCGGUCACUCCAUGGGUGGCAUUGUUGCCGCGGAGACUCUUCUGUUACUCGCAUCCGAGCAGCCUAUCCCGCCGAAAUUUAGCCCGAAUAUAUCGUCGAGUCAAGCUACCGCGGACUCUCUGAACGAUUCAACUGCUGCCGAAGGUUCGCGUUUGGUGGAACCAGGCUCGUUCAUGUUUCCUCAUAUACAAGGAGUGCUCGCGUUCGAUACUCCGUUCCUGGGGAUUGCUCCAGGUGUCGUGUCAUACGGUGCUGAAGGACACUAUCAGACUGUAGCAACGGCGUAUAACACAAUUUCAGAAGUCGCUGGCAUCUUUGGCUUCGGAGGAGCUGCCAAUACUUCCAGCAAGGCCUCAGAUGCCAAUCGACAAACACAGCCCAAGCCCCUACCUUCGCCGUCUGCUAGCGGCACUGCUUCAGCUGCGGAUGCCGCGGCCACGCCAUCCUGGCAGCGAUGGGGUCGAUAUGCCAUGUUCGCGGGCGCGGCAGGUGCAAUGGCAGCAGGAGGAGCCGCUGCAAUGUACUCGCAACGGCAACGUUUGACUGAUGGCUGGGGCUGGGUCUCAUCUCACCUUGCUUUUGUUGGGUGUUUAGCACGUCCGUCGGACCUUCGACAGCGUUUGACACUCUUGUCGAAGGUUCACGAGGAACGAGGUAUCAACUGCACAAAUUUCUAUACGUGCCUCGGCAAAGGCGCGCCAUCAUUAGUCGAAAGUACAAACCAAGGCAAGACCUCCUUCACCCAACGGAUCAUUCGUUCAAAGCAUCGCACCUUCUGCUCCCUCCCACCCGAGGUCGAGGGAACUCAAGAGUCGUCGCCUUCCUCCGGUAACGGGAUUACGUGGGUCAGAGCGGUCAAUGAUACAGCAGCGGACGAAGUUAGAGCCCAUAUUAGCAUGUUCCUGCCGAAGCAAAAUCCCGCAUUCUAUGAGCUUGUUGCCGAUGCAUGCAGACUUGUGGUGAAUUCGAUCGAUAAGGGCUGGUACUCAUCAGCCACAGAACCCAUUAUUGACGAAGUUGACGAUACCUUAUUCGGGUCUAGUAAGAGCAAUACUUCGCAAAAUACCGAUAGCGUACUCAUGGAUGGAGACGAUGUCGUGGUCGUUGACUGA
This is a messenger RNA of Aspergillus clavatus NRRL 1, 1431 nucleotides long. Its product is annotated as esterase/lipase family protein. The transcript has 3 exons. Lineage: Eukaryota; Fungi; Ascomycota; Eurotiomycetes; Eurotiales; Aspergillaceae. The record is from RefSeq and is a predicted model, not a curated record. Bases 1 to 1431 code for a protein of 476 amino acids.